Trichosurus vulpecula (common brushtail) is the source of this 4695-nucleotide messenger RNA. It is a transcript of the gene EMC8, whose product is annotated as ER membrane protein complex subunit 8. Bases 260 to 892 code for a protein of 210 amino acids. Gene Ontology annotation, cellular component: EMC complex. The transcript is spliced from 5 exons. NCBI's taxonomy places the organism in Eukaryota, Metazoa, Chordata, Mammalia, Diprotodontia, Phalangeridae. The record is from RefSeq and is a predicted model, not a curated record.
CCCUGAGAGAAGCUAGGCAACUGUUCGGCCUCCCGAGCGGGUUGCGGGUGUCUGGACGGUAGCUGACGGCCCGCGGUCCGACCGAGCCCGGCAGAAGAGAGGAGGCGGCGGGGCGCCUCGGGGGAGCCGGGCUGGGCCGCGGAACCCGUCCGUCUAUGCUGAGGGGCCGCGGGGCCGGAGCGGAGCGACGCCGUGGGGGCCGAGCCGCGCCGGGCCUGGGAGGCUGCGGUCGUCGCGGGCCUCGGGCCCGGGCCUCACCAUGCCCGGCGUGAAACUGACCACUCAGGCCUACUGCAAGAUGGUGCUGCACGGGGCCAAGUACCCCCACUGCGCCGUCAACGGGCUCCUGGUGGCUGAGAAGCAGAAGCCCCGCAAGGAGCAGUCGGCGCACGGCGGCCCGAACCAGCACCAGACCCUCUUCGUGGACUGCAUUCCCCUCUUCCACGGCACCCUGGCGCUGGCCCCCAUGCUGGAGGUUGCCCUCACCUUGAUUGAUUCAUGGUGCAAAGAUAAUAGCUAUGUGAUUGCUGGUUAUUAUCAAGCUAAUGAACGUGUAAAGGAUGCCAGUCCGAACCAGGUUGCUGAGAAGGUAGCUUCCAGAAUUGCAGAGGGCUUCAAUGACACCGCACUCAUCAUGGUAGACAACACAAAGUUUACAAUGGAGUGCAUAGAACCCACGAUUCAUGUGUAUGAGCAUCAUGAAAACAAAUGGCGGUGCAGAGAUCCACACUAUGAUUAUUGUGAAGACUGGCCAGAAGCCCAGAGGAUCUCGGCAUCUCUCUUGGACAGCAGGUCCUAUGAAACUCUUGUGGAUUUUGAUAACCACCUGGAUGACAUCCGAAAUGAUUGGACAAAUCCAGAGAUCAAUAAAGCUGUUCUACACCUAUGUUAGGGAGGGAUUCCACAGACUGAUUUAUGGGCAUUUCCACUACACUGAAGAGGAAAAAAGAAAUAUUUUUAAAUGUAAAUAGAAUACUAUCUCAUACCUUGUGUGGAAAGGCAACAAUUUUGAGAAAUGGCAUGUGGCUCAAAAGAGGCAGUGUGUCUAAGUGGCCAUCUUUUUAAAGCAAAGAUCUCUAGAAGAGAUACAAGCUGUUGAGUCUAGCUGUCCCUGUGGAUUUUUUCCCAGUUGUAUGUUGCUCUAACCUUCAAAAUCAAAGCUAUUUCUGCUUGUCCCAGAUUGUUCCUAUUAAACGAUUUUAACUAACCUUUUAUAAUCUUGAGAGAAUACUUUUUAAGACUUAUGAACUAUCUUUCCAAAAACAACAAAUCUUAUCCCUUAAUGAGUGUUUUGGGGAGUUUUAUUUCUGAAUCCAUACUGUAAAUACAGUCUUAGGACCAGGUCUGAAAAUCUACUACAGAUACCUUGGUACCAAACCAACAACCCCGAACAACUGUUUGUGCAAGUAGGCAUCUCUCUUAGAGCAGCUGAGCCUGUUUGGAGUUAUCGGACUCUACUACUUAAAGCAAUAUUGUGCUCAAAAAGCCACAGUGGGAAGAAAACUGCUGUUGACUAAGCCACAUUUAUAGUUGAGGGCAGAACCAAGGGCUGUGUUGCAAGAGCUCAGCUCAGUGCACACACAGCGUCAUGGUCCCAAUCAACCAGAAAGCCCUCAAGAGGGAGGGGAAACAGGAUUGUGCUAGGAUUCGAUGCAGAUGCAGUCUCUGCUUUUUGGAAAAUGGGAAUCAUUCCUAGUUCUUGACUCACUUGCAUGAUCAUUCAAAUAGUUCUAAAAGAUGUCUUCAGAAUUGCCAUUGCUUUUAUAUUUAGAGCAACUCUUCCGUUCAUAAAGCUGAACAAGAGAAUGAAUGUAUCUUUUUUAUCAGUUCCUUUGGUGGUUUCUAACAAAAUCUUACAAAGGGAUGGGAAACUUUAUAGCACCGUUGCAUUUGUUGUUCCUUUUUCUAUUAAUUAUUUUGUACAGUGUUCAGUGUGCUGUACUUUUCCUACUGUCUGUCUCUUUCCUCUUGCUACAUUGAGAAAACUCAUAACAAUUGACUGAACCUAAUGAUCUUGAAAAGGGUUCACUUUAUAGCAUUCAGUAUUUUACUCUAACCAGUAAAAUCAUUUAUUUGGACCAUCAUAUUCAAGAAGCAUGCUUUAGUCCAUGACCUCAUGGGGGUUAUAGAUUUAGACCUGGAGAGGACCUUGGGAAUCUGCUAGUCCAAACCCUCAGUUUUACAAAUGAGGAAACUGAGGCCUAGGAAGGUUAAGCUACUUGCCAAAGGUCACAUGGGUAGUAAGUGGCAAACCCAGCUCCUUGGAGCCCAAAUUCAGUGGUCUUUCCAUGUACCAUGUUUCUGCAGACAACAAUUCCCCCUUUCUCUUCCCUUUCCUCAGCUUCCUUCUCACAGCUUUUUCAUUCCACAAACAAUCUUUCUAUAUAGUGCACUGUGGUCACAAAGCCCUCUGCAGGCAUUAUCUUCUUUGAGACUCACAACCACCUGUGAGGUUGGCUGAGCAGCUGGCGUGACCCUCAGUUUGUAAAUGAAGAAACAGGCUCUCGAAGAGGUGGAGUGAUUUACUUACCCACACUCACACAAAGUUAUUAAGUGUAGCAAAGUUGGGACUCAAACCUGAUCUCUUGACUCCUUGUCCAGUGUUCUUUCCAUUACACCAUGCUACCUCUCUAAAGCCAUGAAAUAAACAUAUUUCAUGUGGAGAACAAAUAUAAAAUUUCUGGACACAAAUAAAGGAAAAUUAUAUCAGUGAACUUAAUCUGUGGGAUAUAUUAGAAAGCUCUGUUCCUAGUGGAAUUGUUUGUUUCAAGAAGGAAAAAAAAAUCACCAUGUAAAUUUUGGGUUUGGCGGGAUUAGAAUAGCAGUGUGUGCUACAGGUCAAGGCUAAGAUGAAUUGACAGACCUGUUUACAUAAGACUUGCUUUGAAGGCAUAUACAUAAAAGCUAAUGUGAUAAGUAUUUUAAUCUUAUGUGUUAAAAAAAUAGAAAAGAGAAAUUACGAAUACACAAAGAAGCAAAAACAAUAAAAGGCUUGACUUCCAUCUUUACAAUUGCCAUGCGAAAGUAGCACAGAAAAAGUAAAUUGAAGAGUUGGAAAGUUUAUAGUAAUACCACUACUACUCCCGAAUGGUAUAGGAAAAAGAAACACAACUUAUUGGUACAUGAAAAAUUGCCCUGUAGCAGUUAGGAGUGUUCAAGAAUGGAAUAAGCAUCUGCAAGGUAUUGUCACCAUAGGUGUUCAAUCAGAGAGCAAUUGAGCAUGUUAAAGAUAGUGUAGAGAGGAUCCUGGAAGGGAGGAAUGGCAGUAGAUGAAGAGAUAGGUAUGGUCUAAGGAAAAGAGCUCCAGGUUGGGACUCUAGAGCCCCAAGACUACUCUUGACUAACCUUAUGAUCCAGGGCAAGACCCUUCUGAUAUCCUGGCCUCAUGGCAAGUCUCAGACUAGAUGGCAUGAGGUCUCUUCCAUCUCUACCACUCUGAUUUUAUGAGGCCUCUGAGAUCCCUUCCAACCAGAUCCUGUGAUUUUCCUAACAAAUAAUUGUUUCUGUUCAGAAUAGAGCUCUACACAUCUACAGUUAGGAAGUCUGCUGGUUUUAUUCUCUGUAAAAUUGUUUCUACUUAUUCUGUCUUCUUUCUUUUAAGGCUGCCUCAGCUAUUUCCUUUUGCAUAAUUAACUUUGAUUUGACUUAUAGCUUAUUUUUCAAAUAGAUUAAUAGUAUUGUGAAAAACUGUCUCCAAAUGCAAUUUCUAAAUUUAUUACCUAGACUUUUUUGCAUUGUUCUUUAAAAAGCAACUUAAUUUGCUUUUUAAAAUUACAAUCCCUCUUAUUUAAGCUCCUGAAGUCAUAAUCUCUUAUGGCAUCAGAUCUGUUACUAUGGUGGCUUUUUGUGACAUGGGACAAAGAAAAUGAGAAAAAUGGCAAAAUCCCAUGAAUCCAUGGGUAAAUGAACAGAUCCUCAGACAUUACUCUGAAAAGGACAUGGGAAAGGGAGUUGACUUUAAAACUAGAUUUUCAGUUUACUAAUUGACAUUUCUUGAGGCUCUCUAUCAGAUCUUACUCCCUUUUAAUCACUGCAAAACAUUCCAGUAAAAAUAAAACUGGCAGAAAAUGCUGCAUAUGUUAACUCUUGCCAAAUCCUCUGUGUGUGUGUGUGUGUGUGUGUGUGUGUGUGUGUCUUGUGAUUUGUUACUUUAACUUAACCUCAUUUCUGUACCCUUUCAGAAGCCAAAGGAUGCCUUUUUUAAUCCUCAAGAUUUUGACUUGUUCCUCCUUCAAACUUUGAUUAUUACUUUGAAAUAUAUGUGAAAUGUAAUCAAGCAUUAUUUCUUGGAAAUAGAGGUUGAGUGUUAUGAAAUUCUUGUUCCUUAGAACUGUGUGGUAAAAAGAAAGCUCCUGGAGGGGUGCCUUUUCAUUAUGCACACAGUGAAAUCCUGCUACAGGUAACAUCAGACUUACCAGUGAAAUGAAAUGUAGAACUACCAAGUCCUAUUGCCAUAUGUGCGUCAGUAUUUGGCAUUGUCUUUAGCUACAUUCCUUCAAAAAUAAAAGGGAACUGUUUUACGCUGAGCCAUGAAUGAUCAUUGGGAAAUGCUUGCAUUGCCCUGCAAGAAGCUUUGGACUUGGACUUUUGUUAACAUCUUGUAAAUCAAAAAUGUGCUCCUCUGUACAGUAAAAUACACUACCAUUUAACAACAUGAAGCUGUGUGACAAUAAAUAACUUUGUUCCCUUGAUGAA